AAAAAAGGAUGCGAUCCAUUUUCGGUAUACACAAUCAAUUCCAUCAACGGAAUCUUACAUGAAAAAUGGCAGCAGCCGCUAUCAUGAGCCGCAGAGCUUGCCAGACGCAUCUCCCUCUCCGUUUCUUUUCCUCUCUCACCCUAUCUCCCGCCGUUCGAUCCUCUUCCGCGACUUCGUCGUCGCCGAAUCUGAAUCUGGACGACACCGAGAAGCUCUAUGCCUCGGUGCCGACAGGAGACUUGCUGUCAUCGCUUGGAUUGCUCUACACGAUGGCAGUGGGGCCGGCGGUGGACCUGGGGAUGGCGGUGAUGCGGUCGCCGGCGGUGAUGGAAAAGCGUUUGCUGCGUGCGGCGGUUGUGGGAGUAGUGCGGCGGACGGUGUACCGGCAGUUCUGCGCAGGGGAGGAUGCGGGGGAGGUGGGGCGGAGGCUUGGUCGGCUAUGGGAAAGCGGGCUGAGGGCGAUAGUUAAUUAUGGGAUGGAGGAUGCGGAAGAUGACACUGCAUCCGAUCGGAAUCUCGCCGGAUUUGUUAAGACUGUCGAGAUGACGGCGGAGAUGCCGCCGGAUUCGGUGAGCUUUGCCUGUGUGAAAAUUACGGCUAUCUGCCCCAUCCCUCUCCUUGAACGCAUAAGCGACCUCCUCCGCUGGGAAAAAAAACACCCCUCCUUUCACCUCCCAUGGAAGCGGCCCUCCCUCCCCAUCCUCACCAACUUCAGCCUUCUUCACCACCCCCUCCCCGCUCCUCCCCCAUCCCUCACCUCAGAAGAAGAACUCCAACUCCAACUCGCUCACUCCAGACUCCUUACUCUCUGCAAGCGCUGCGCGGAGUCCAAUCUCCCUCUCCUAGUCGACGCCGAGUACGCAUCCGUGCAGCCUGCCAUCGAGUACAUGACAUAUUCCGCCGCGCUCGAGUUCAACACUACUGCCGAGAGACGGCGGCCAAUCGUUUACGGGACGAUGCAAUGUUAUUUGAAGGAUGCAAAGGAGAGGUUGGUUCAGGCAGUUGAGGCAGCGGAGUCGGCGGGGAUUUCAAUCGGAUUUAAGCUGGUGAGAGGGGCUUAUUUGUCGCGGGAGAGUGUUUUGGCCAAGUCUCUGGGAGUGGCGUCUCCGAUUCAUGAGACUAUUGAAGAGACGCACAAUUGUUAUAAUGAUUGCGCCGCAUUUAUGCUUGAGAGGAUGUUGAAGGGAUCGGCUUCGGUUGUGCUCGCCACCCACAAUUUUGAUUCAGGGAGGGCUGCAGCGGCUAAGGCAGAGGAGCUGGGAAUAGGGAAAGGGGACCAAAGGCUACAGUUUGCGCAAUUGAUGGGAAUGGGGGACGGCCUAUCUCUUGGGCUGAGGAAUGCUGGGUUUCAGGUGAGCAAGUAUGUGCCUUUUGGGCCUGUGGAGCAGGUUAUUCCUUAUCUUCUCAGGAGAGCCCAGGAAAACAGGGGUUUCCUAAGUACCUCCACCCUUGACCGACAGCUUAUUAUGAAGGAGCUUAAAAGAAGGCUUAAAGUUGCUGUUAUAGGAAAGCAGCUUUCGGAAUGAAGCUAAAGGUCUACUGUUGUGGCUGGAUUUGUGCUGUCUUUUUGCUUGUAAAUGAAGGGGAAGGAGGUAGGUGAAAUAUUAACUUGCUGCUUAUAGCUGUUGCAUUGGUAAAAAAGGAUAAUGUUGUGAUGAUAUUAUUUUGUGAACUGAUAUAUGGAUUGACCAUCUCUUGUCAAAAUAAUAGUAAUCUGAAAAUAAAUUAUGUUCUAAUAAAAAAUCAGGAUAUAAAUAAGACGUGAUAUUAAUGUUAUUUUGAUUGCUAUCAAUGAAGAAACAGAUUGC
Phalaenopsis equestris is the source of this 1808-nucleotide messenger RNA. Its product is annotated as proline dehydrogenase 2, mitochondrial-like. Lineage: Eukaryota; Viridiplantae; Streptophyta; Magnoliopsida; Asparagales; Orchidaceae. The record is from RefSeq and is a predicted model, not a curated record. The transcript has 4 exons. The coding region runs from base 66 to 1526 and encodes 486 amino acids. Gene Ontology annotation, molecular function: FAD binding; proline dehydrogenase activity. Gene Ontology annotation, cellular component: mitochondrion.